This is a messenger RNA of Lecanosticta acicola, 836 nucleotides long. NCBI's taxonomy places the organism in Eukaryota, Fungi, Ascomycota, Dothideomycetes, Mycosphaerellales, Mycosphaerellaceae. The record is from the annotation of a GenBank genome assembly.
AUGCAGUACUUGGCAUCAUUAACCAUCGUCGCCAUUGCGCUGGCUAGCGCGCAACACAGUGACACUGAACCAAGGCAGGGUGAAGGGGUCAGUCGUUCUCCCAAGACCUGAACGACAACCACUGACUUGUGCAGCAAUCGCUCGCCGUCGCCGCCGCCGCCGAAUUCGUGUAUGACAGGACAUGGCAUGCCCUUAACUUCUUCGCUCCCGCAAACGAACAGUUCAUCGGCAUCUCUGGCCAGAUGGUCGUACCACCCAAACCACCGAAAUCAGGGCCCGAGGGCGCUCCUAGGACCUAUUUGUGGCCCGGUGUCCAACCGCAAUCAGGAGUUUUUCAAAACGUACUGGACAGUUUUGCCGAUGAUUGGAGGUUUGCAUCCGGAUUUUACGGCGACAACACGGAUUACCCAUGGGGCGAUGGCUUCAACACCAAAGAGGGGGAUGUGCUUUCUUUCAACGAUACCAAAGGAGCGUCGGCUUGGACUGCCAAGAUAAGCCAUACCGGCGGGCCCGAGACUGCGAGCAAUGACUUUCCACUGAGUGAGUCCGAAGAUGCGUCCAGGAGACGGGCUGACGACUGACUUGUGUAAGACGACAGAGUGUUCUACGAAGCCAUUUUUGCCAUUGAACUUCUCAAUACAACGUGGGAAUUCGGACCUUUGUCGUUCUCCAAUAUUUUGAUUACCUGUACGGGCUCGGACAGUUCGUGGUGCAACAACAACCCGCAGAAUCCGUACAACACAAUCUAUUCGAUCACAGGGCUCCGAGCUGAGCAGAACGGAGGCAACGUCGACUGCUACAUGGACUCGCUCGUCUUGGAGAGACAAGGUCCAUAG